AUGAUGUCAAGACAGGCUUUUCUCUGUAGUUUGGGAUCUCUCUAUUUGUCCCUUCUGUUUGUAUUUCUCCUAAUGGAUGUUUAUGCAAGGCCUGCAAAUAAUUCAGCCCUCAAAGAGAAACCAGCUGACAGUAAAGAUGAGAACGAGAUCUUACCCCCAGAUCACUUGAAUGGGGUCAAAAUGGAGAUGGAUGGACACCUCAACAAAGAAUUUCAUCAAGAAGUUUUUCUAGGAAAAGAGAUGGAAGAGUUUGAGGAGGAUUCAGAACCCAGAAAAAACAGGAAGAAGCUCAUGGUCAUCUUCUCAAAGGUGGAUAUAAACAAUGACAAAAAGAUAGGUGCCAAAGAGAUGCAACGCUGGAUCAUGGAGAAGACAGAUGAACACUUCCAGGAAGCUGUGGAAGAGAAUAAAAUGCACUUCCGAGCUGUGGACCCCGAUGGGGAUGGCCACGUGUCCUGGGAUGAAUAUAAAAUUAAAUUUUUGGCAAGUAAGGGCUUUAAUGAAAAAGAGAUUGCAGAGAAGAUCAGGAACAAUGAAGAACUGAAAAUAGAUGAAGAAACACAGGAAGUUUUAGAUAACCUGAAGGACCGGUGGUACCAAGCUGACAACCCACCUCCUGAUCUGUUACUGAAUGAAGAAGAAUUCUUGUCCUUCCUUCAUCCAGAGCAUAGCAGGGGAAUGCUGAAGUUCAUGGUGAAAGAAAUCAUCCGAGAUUUGGAUCAAGACGGAGAUAAGAAACUCACCCUUUCAGAGUUCAUCUCAUUACCUGUUGGUACUGUAGAGAACCAGCAGGCUCAGGAUAUUGAUGAUGACUGGGUCAAAGACAGAAGGAAGGAGUUUGAGGACGUCAUUGAUGCUAACCAUGAUGGUAUUGUCACAAUGGAAGAGCUGGAGGAAUACAUGGAUCCUAUGAAUGAAUACAAUGCCCUAAACGAAGCGAAGCAAAUGAUUGCAGUAGCAGAUGAAAACCAAAACCAUCACCUAGAGCUGGAGGAGAUCCUGAAAUACAGUGAAUACUUCACAGGCAGCAAGCUGAUGGACUAUGCACGCAACGUCCACGAGGAGUUCUGA
This is a messenger RNA of Merops nubicus (carmine bee-eater), 1071 nucleotides long. RefSeq names its product stromal cell derived factor 4 (gene SDF4). The transcript is spliced from 6 exons. Gene Ontology annotation, biological process: calcium-ion regulated exocytosis. Gene Ontology annotation, molecular function: calcium ion binding. Gene Ontology annotation, cellular component: endoplasmic reticulum. The record is from RefSeq and is a predicted model, not a curated record. Bases 1 to 1071 code for a protein of 356 amino acids. NCBI's taxonomy places the organism in Eukaryota, Metazoa, Chordata, Aves, Coraciiformes, Meropidae.